Molecule: messenger RNA, 1779 nt
Organism: Oreochromis niloticus (Nile tilapia)
Lineage: Eukaryota; Metazoa; Chordata; Actinopteri; Cichliformes; Cichlidae
Product: protein SSUH2 homolog
Exons: 12
Coding region: 79-1134 (351 amino acids)
Source: RefSeq, a predicted model, not a curated record
CAUGGGUGUGUUAGGUGAUAAAUAUGGUUGCACUCACCUGUUCACCGCACCUGAUGUUGAUGAGCAGAAAGUUAGGCUAUGUACCCACCUGUCAUGGCCCCCCAAGCCAACAUGUUUUGCAAUGUCCCAGGCUAUGAAGGCACUGUGCCAGGAGGAGGAGGUUUCCUGCCCCCUCCCAUGCCCAUGGAGCCAGUCGCCUCAUCCCAACCCGGCCCUGAAAAUCUCGAAUGGAGCAUCCCCUCUCUCGCUGAGGAUGAGGCUCGGGAGGCAUUCAACAAAUUUGUGUCAUCUCAUAUCUGCUACAGUGAAGAGCCAGUCACUCAGGGAGUCAUCACCUCCAUGGACCCAUUCAACACAUUUAGGUAUCGUCUGGAGACAUUCACUGAGUCCAGGUCAACUGAGUGGGCCCACAAACCACAUGAAGGUGAGCCUGCUGACUUUUACACCCAGCCCGCUCCACGACCAUGGGAGGUCCAGGCCACACCCCCCAAACUUUUCAGUGACCAUACAGAGAAGAUCCGGGUGCCCUACACGUCCUCCGUCGAGGAAUGCCACACGUGCCAUGCAGCAGGUACUGAGCAAUGCAGGGAGUGCAGUGGAAGUGGAAAAAAAGCUUGCCCAGUGUGUAAUGGUGCGGCAAAGUCCGAUCCAGCCUGCACUCACUGUAAUGGCACAGGCAAAGACAGGUGUACAAAGUGUGAUGGUAGGGGGAAAAAGCAAUGUGAAACCUGUAAAGGAAAACGUCAGCUGCUGACCUACAUUGAGCUAAAAGUGGAGUGGAAAAACCAUGUGGAAGAUUAUCUGGUGGAGCAGAGCUGUGGUCUGAAGAGUGAUGAGCUGCGCUCAGUGAAAGGGAAGGAGCUGUUCAAGAACAGCCAGAACCUGGCCUACCCACUGCUUGGGUUUAAACCGCAAGCAGUCUCUCAGGCCUCUGAGCGUCUGAUCAAAGACCAUCAAACUAAGCAUGGCCAAACCUCCAGGAUUCUGCAGCAGAGGCAGACAGUCGAGCUGAUCCCCAUCACUCAGGUGAACUACAAGUGGAAAGACAAGAGCUACGUCUACUACGUGUACGGCAACGAGCGCAAAGUCAGUGCUGACGACUACCCAGUGACCUGCUGCUGCAUCAUCCUGUAGACCAAAGGUGUCCGGUGUCCUGCAAGUUCUAGUGAUUCCUUGAUCCAACACAGCUGAUUAAAAGGCUAAAUUACCUCCUCAACAUGUGUUGAAAUUCUCCAGAGAUUUGGUAAUGAACUAAUCAUUAGAUUCAGGUGUGUUGACCCAGGAUGAGAUCUAAAACCUGCAGGACACCGGCCCUCAAGGCCUGGAGUUCAGCACCCCUGCUGUAGACUGACAAAUACACACAGCUGAAAGCAAUUAAACAUGUAAUCAUGCUUCUCUGUUUUUUUUUUAACAUCAGUCUUCCUUUUUCCAUAUACAAUGAUGAUGAUUUCAUUUAUUAGGGUAAGAAAAGCAAUCAAACCAUACCUGUGUUAAAAAAUAAGAAAGUAGUAUUCUGUUCAGCCUUUUCUUAAAAUAAAAAAUAAAAACACUAUACUGUGGAAGUAUGAAGUGAUGACACAUCCCAAUAUUUUACUCCAAUUUUAAUCUCAGCUUCUCACAACUGAACACUCAAGUUGCCAAAAACCUAACCCUCUCACUUCCGAGCCAUCACACAUGUUUCUUGGCACGGUAGAGCCAUUUGUGUGUUGCAACCAUUUUAACACAGCGCUUGUUUUUCUGUGCCUAAAAACUGCGUCAUAUUAAAAAAUUCAUUAAAAA